AUGCCGACGGAAGAAGGCGAAGACGGAACCGGCUCGGACGGAAUCUGGCGUUAUGCUUUGAUAAGUUCACCGUGGUGGGAUUGCCCGGUCUUUGACUGUCUGUUGUGGAAGCCUGAGGGGACCGACGACCUUGACUUGGGUGCGUGGGAGGUGGGCACGAUGCUUGAGAAGAGGGGUCCGCGUCAUUCGGUACUGGAGCGGGAAUUCUUGAACAAAUGGGAGCAUGUUUCUACAGCUUUUCCGAUGAGGAGGUUCUCGAAUGGCGAUGCUGUUUUGCCCAUAACGCAAGACUAUUUCCGUGAGAAAUACGGCGAUAAGGCGAUGAAGUGGAAUAUUGGCAAUGAAGCUGACGAAGCUGACGAAGCUGACGAAGCUGACGAAGCCGAUGGAGCUGAUGAAGUCGAUGGAGCUGGUGAAGUCGAUGGAGCUGGUGAAGCUGGCGAAGUUGAUGGGGCCGAGGGUCUCAUGGGUCUUGCGAACAUUUCGAUCCAAGAUACCAAUGAUGUUUCCCGAGGAAGAGAAACCACCAAUAGGGGGAUGGAUGUACCAGUGGACGGUCAUGAGAACUUGGUUGAUGGCAAGCUUUCGCAUGAUUCGUCCGACGAAGACCGGGUGGAUGUGGCAGACUACGAGGCUUCACUACACCGGCCAGCUACUUGGUAA
Fusarium coffeatum is the source of this 663-nucleotide messenger RNA. RefSeq lists its product as uncharacterized. The record is from RefSeq and is a predicted model, not a curated record. The transcript has a single exon. Lineage: Eukaryota; Fungi; Ascomycota; Sordariomycetes; Hypocreales; Nectriaceae. The coding region runs from base 1 to 663 and encodes 220 amino acids.